AGAUGGCAGUAGCACUCAAAGUAACAGUGAAAGUGACAGAUGGAAUCAUCUCUUUGGAAAAUCCAACGCAAUGGCGACGACUUGACUCGUAACUACUUCCCUAACUCAACUCACAGGAAACCCCCAUUUCCCAAAUCCCACAAAUUUGCAUCAAUUUCAGUUCAGUUUUUGCUCACUCAACCCACUUCCUUCCUGGUAGGUUAUUUUUUUUUUCUCACUCACAUGUGUAUCUGCUAUCCAUUAAGUAAUUGAAUUUCAACCAUCAUUUCAGAAGUUUAUAAUUUUUUCUGGGUAAUCUCAAAGUUUCAAUUUUUUGUUUCCACCAUUGAGUUAUAGCUGGGUUGAUUGAUCUAUUGUUAUCUCACUAUGUCGGUACCUGGUACCAUUGAUUCAAACUCAAAUUCAAGCUUGUUUCUUUCUCUGCCUGAUGAUGUGUUUGCCAUGGUGUCACGCUUCCUCUUGCCCAGAGAUGUGUGUAGUCUCAGCUUAUGCUGCAGGAGCCUCUAUGCUCUUGCAGCCUGUGAGAAAGUGUGGCUUACACAGUGUGACAGGGUGGGGAUAGUUCCCCAUAAAGACCUUGUUGACUGGAGAACCGGUGUCUCAUCAUACAAGGCGAUUUGCCGUUUUCUUCUCAAUAUUAAACCCUUGAUUGGGAUAUGGGUUCAUCAGAAUCCUGAGCUUGGGAACCUUGUCUAUGUCAUGCCUGGUUUCGUAUCGGUUGUUGGGUGUAGGAUAAUCCCUCAGGAGCUUGGUCCAAUGGGGAUUCAUGAUGGUCCAAUCCUAUGGGCUCCUGUGUUUGAAAUUAUUGGUGAUUUUGAUGGUUCACCAACAUUUUUUCUUCAUGGGAGGGAGAAGGGGUUGGACUAUAUUUGUCAUGGAUCAUUCAAGUCCAUAAACAAAUCUUGCAAUGUACUAUUGCUUGAGGUUGAACCAAGGGAAAAAUGUAUAAGAAACAAGGAAAAUUCUAGGUUACAAGGAGUGGUUGGAAAUAAUAAUAAGGCAAUGGUUCCCUUCGGCAGGUUGUCUCUAAGUGAUAGGAAAAAGUUGCUUGAGUUCACUACUAGGCAUGUUCGGCAAGAGGUUCCUCAUAUGGCAAUGGGACCCUUGUUUCCAAGGUUAAGGGAUGGCUAUGAGAAUUUCCAGAAAGAAUUGGUGCUGUUGAGGGGAAGAAGGGCACUCCUUAGUCAAAUGUACAGGCUCGAUCAUAGUCAAGUUGAUAACAUAGAAAAUUCUGAGGAGGCUGUUGGUCCUAAGCAAUCAGAACAAGAUGACAGAAGAAAGAGUAUCGAGUGUUCAAGGGCUUUAACUAUUCUUCUGGAUGGGGAGGGCAGUGAUACACAAUAUAACAAGAGAAAAAAUGGUGUAAAAUUCUGGGGUAGCCUUAAACAGAUGCUAGGAGGGUCUAGCUCAAACAACGGCCGUCAUGAGAAGAAGCAUGUGCGGCUUGAAGAAUUUCUUGGAUCAAAUGAUACAAUAAUGCUGACAUUAAAGGCCUCAACUGUAAAAUUAUCUGCUUAUCGAGCAUGGCCAAAUAUGCCUGAGAGUUGGUUUGCACUUUACAAGAUGCCGUUGCAAGAUCCAACAGAGGACCAAGUUUAUGCCGGUUUAUGGGGAGGAACUUUUGGUUGGCCUCCUGGAAAACCUUCCGAAGACAAGCCUGGAAAGGCUUUAUUCUUUCUUCUGCUCUCUUAUGAGGAGUCUCAUGGACAACAGCUUCUCAUUGCAACCAAAAUAUUGGAAGGCACACAUUAUGUGUUACAUCCAAAUGGUUCAGCAAUGUUUAUAGUGAAUAUCAACGAGCCUUCAUCUGAACCAUUUCCUUGGAACUCUGAUGCUGACUCCUAUCCGAUUAAUAUCAAGCAUUCUUUCACGGGUGAGGGUAUUGCAAAUGGUUAUGGAUUCAGAUACCCUGGAUCAAAGCCUGGUUCCCUCUUUGAAUUUCAAGACGGUGUCCUUGCCUUCAUUUGGAAGGACUCGAGGUCUGUUUUGACGUUGCAGAGACUUAACUUGCAACAGCUUUUGAAGAAGGGAGAAAGGGUGCCUUGUCUGCCUCCCAUCACAAAUUUUUCAUGCUUGACAAAAUCCUACUCAAAUGUGUUUACUGGAUUUCCUGAUGCUUACACAAGUUCAUCGUCACCAAGGUAGAAACACAACUAGUAUAUUAGUGGGUUGGGGACUACAUGCUUUUUAUGCGCCCCGGGCCGGUUUCCAAUACUCAACAAGACCUGUUAUUUGUCGAAUAACACACCUGCUAGUUGCUGCUGCUGUGUUUCAUGUUGCUGCAUUCCGAAGAUCAUAGAUGGUAGUCUUUGCCUUAUAAGUUCUAUGAAUUAGCUUCGCAUUGAAGUAUAUAGAUAUACUAUAUACCAGGAUGUUUAUACAGAUGGUUAAAACCAUAUAUUAAGGAUUCAAAUGAAAGUACAUUUCAUACAAAAUGAAGGCAUGGUAAAUGCCUUGUAUGACUACAUUGAUCAUAAUUUAUAAACUCAAUAGUUGUGGCCUCCGAAUUAAUACGGUUGCCAGAAAUUUACCUAGUUAUGGGAAGAAUAGUGAUCUCCAAAUUUAAUGAUCCAAUGAAUCAGUCUAUUUUUUCUUAAUUUCAUAAAAAUACUUGUUAUCAAUC
Messenger RNA from Arachis stenosperma, 2623 nucleotides. Its product is annotated as F-box protein At5g39450-like. Gene Ontology annotation, molecular function: protein binding. The record is from RefSeq and is a predicted model, not a curated record. Lineage: Eukaryota; Viridiplantae; Streptophyta; Magnoliopsida; Fabales; Fabaceae. Bases 367 to 2145 code for a protein of 592 amino acids. The transcript is spliced from 2 exons.